Messenger RNA from Saccostrea cuccullata (small rock oyster), 2774 nucleotides. Its product is annotated as microtubule-associated tyrosine carboxypeptidase-like. The transcript is spliced from 6 exons. Bases 160 to 2184 code for a protein of 674 amino acids. The record is from RefSeq and is a predicted model, not a curated record. NCBI's taxonomy places the organism in Eukaryota, Metazoa, Mollusca, Bivalvia, Ostreida, Ostreidae.
AUUGUACUUCCCCUAGCGACUCUGUUAUUUAGAUAUGGCGGCAGAUAUUUUUCUGCAGAGUAAGCGAAGGCAGAGAGAGUGAUAAAAUGAAGGACCCACGGUAAAGAGAUUCAAUGGUAGCCAGUGUUGUUCAUAAACACACUCAUUGUGGAUGUAGUCAUGACCAAGAAGUAUCAGCAUCGAACUUCCUCUGGGGGUAAAACCACAAACAUCAAAACUUUGGAACAGCAGCCAGCAAAAUUUGCAACAGCAAUCUGUCCUCUGAACUUAGAAGAGCAGAAAGAGCGGUUUCUAAAGCAUGGAAGACUACCAAAGUUCGUUUUAAAAGGCUCUGAAGAAGAAAUUGAAAACUUGUACAACAAGGCUAGCAAUCAGAUCCGGUUUGACCUGUUUGGAGAAGCUGAGCAUAUACUUAAGGUUGUGAAGGAAAAAUAUGGGGAUGGUCAUGAUUAUUUGGAGGCUAUGCAUGGCAAGAAAAUUACAAAAGAUGAGGCGAAUAAUAUUCUCCUUGAUUAUCUCAAAGAAAACAAAUUAGAUGGAGCAAUGAGCAUUAUAUGGUGUACUAAUUUAGCUUCAAGUGCAAAAAUGAUGUGGGUCGGUCCUCAUGCUAAAUACAACAAACCAGAGGCCAGGAGUUACUCCUUCUGGAUAAAGAACACAGAUGAUAACAACUUCUUAAGAGAAUGGGGAAUCAGAUGUCUUGCAGACCAUGAAAUAGGAACACAUUUUUUUCGAUCAUUUAAUGAUGGCUUGCAGCCCUGGUUUAUGGACAGGAAGAGGUUCGGAGUUCGGGGUCUGGGGAGUUUAGAACAGCUGCGUACAGAGGAGGGACUGGCCUGUAUAAACACUGUACUGAAUGCCAGAGUACGGUACCUCUGGAGCUCAGCACUGCAGUACUAUGCGGCCUGCAAAGCAGCCGAGAUGACCUUCAAACAACUGUUUGAUCACUUAGCUAUGUUUGUCAAGAGUCCCGAUCACAGAUGGCGCCUCUGCAUGAGAAUCAAGCGAGGACUGAUAGAUCCAAAUGAUUUAGGAGGAUAUGGAAAAGACCAGUGCUAUUUUGAAGGUGCAGUGGAAAUAUUACGCAACAUAGACACCAUAGAUUUUCAAGUUCUGAUGUGUGGGAAAAUGUGUGUGGAUGAAGUGAGCCGUUGUAAACGAUUAGCAAGGCAAGACUGUCUACGUAUGCCAGCGUUUAUGAAAAAUGAGACAAAAUACAAAAAGAAUCUCAAGGCUAUUGCAAAUUUGAAUGGCUUGAAUACUGUUCGACCACGUGUUCAUCCCCCAUUAGCUUAUAUACAACGUCUAAAACGGGGGCGAAGAAUUGGCCCUGAAAACUCUCGUAAGGUGAGAAAAAAGUAUAGAAAGGGGAAAGGUAAUAAAUUUCGGGUUAAGGGUCAAAGUUCAGAAAGUUUUUCAUCUGAAGCCACAGAGAGUGAAUGUGAGGAGGGUAGUUGCACUAGUCUGCGUUCUAAGGCUGAAGUUCAGGAGGCAUCUGAAGGCCAGAAGAAGAGAUUUUUGACCGAGUCCAGUGCUGAUAGUGGUAUUUCAUCUGAUCUUGACCUCCCUCAGCACGAUGCAGGUCUAGAUCCCUUUGAAGCUAAACUAGAAGAAUCUUGUAAUAAUAAUGCCAUUUUUAAUGAUUUGCCUCAAAUUUGUCGGCCAUCUUGUUCGUCAGCUGGUUCCCUGACUGGAUCCAUUUGGAGCCUGAAGUCCGUAACAACCAACACAAACAGCAACGUCUGCACCACCGUCAUCCACCAGGACCAGGGACCUGAGCAGUGGAGCAGCAGGUCUGAGGUAACGCUGCAGGCCUCGUGGUCUGAAAGUCGAUUGUCUGGCUUUUCUUUUCUAACUGACUUUGGUGUGAAAAAGUUGAAGUCUAUUUACCCUGGCUCUGUUUAUAGAAAUUCAGAUUCUCCAGAAUUGUGCUCUAAUGUGGUCAGAACUGUUUGUGAAUCGGGUAGAGAAAAUUUCAUAUAUCCUGAAAAAUAUAAUCUAUUAGACAGUUUAGAUAACAUUCGAUCUUCCAAAUCUGUGACAGAAAAUGCAUUUACAUCAUGUGUUCAGAAUCAGAGUCUAUUCUCAGACUCCUCUUCUACAUCCUCCAAAUUAUUAACAAGGCGGGCAAGAUCAGCUUCCAAUAGAUUACAUUCUAGUCCUAAAAAUAUAGAGCCAAAAUAAUUAUGGCAGCAUACAAUUCUGGAGAAAAAAAAAUGAAUUGAUACACUCUAAAGGGAGACCACUCCACAUUUCAGAGUCACAAGAUCUUGAAUUUUUAUAAUUUUUGUGAGCAUUGUUGAACUUAACAUUGCAUGGCUGUGACAGUGAGAAAAUGUCCACAUUUAAUCACUCUGAAGUGUUUGGGUUUCAUUUAAUUGUUCAGUUUUAUCAUUGUCUGAAAUCAAAAAAUCUUGACAUUUAAUAAUUUGCAGCUACUUUUAUACACUGAAAUUUUAUUUUUCAUUUCAAUUUAAUAUUUUGCCCUGUUUUCAUAAUUUCAUCAUUGAACAUGUUUUUAGCAGGAACUGUAGUCUAGUCAUUGAAAAUGCAUUUCUUUCAUUUUUAAAUAUAUAUAUGUAUAUAUUUUCAAUAAUGGCAGAUGGUCAGUAAAUGUCCCCAUCAACAUUAAUUUUGUUUCAGAUUGUUAACAAAAGUUAAACAAUUCAUGGUAGUUCACACGUUUUCCCUUUUCUUUCAUUAAAAAAAAAAGGAUUCUGUUUUUCCCCCUCCAUAUUUAAGUUGAAAAUUAAAACCCCUUUCAUUUUUUUUUA